CGCGAGACGUUCAGCGCCAGGGACCCGACGCCACCGCGUGGAUUCCGCUCCCUUGUCGCCUUCUCCAACCUUGGACUAUUUAAAGCCGCCUCCCCCGCCUCUCCUCUUCGUAUCCGUUCCUUAUCGGGCUCGCGUCUAUCCAUCCAUUUCUAGGGUUAGGGUUUCCUAAUCCUUUCUCUUCCUUCCCUUGAGCCCUUUAUCUCGCUGAUCGCAGAAGAGAAGAAGGUUCGGGCUCUUGGAGAGUUUCUUCGCCGCCUUAGAGAAACAGCCCUUUUCCUCUGUCUCGAAGUGUGAAUGCUUUAAUGGAGUCAAAAGGUGGCAAGAAGAAGUCCAGCAGUAGUUCCUUACAGUAUGAAGUUCCCCUUGGCUACAGCAUUGAGGACGUUCGACCAAACGGUGGAAUAAAGAAGUUCCAUUCUGCUGCUUACUCCAACUGCAUGAGGAAGCCAUCAAUGGAUUCUCCUCUAUCUUCACCAAUCGGGUUUGAGGGCUAUGAGAAGCGCCUUGAGAUCACCUUCUCUGAAGCACCUCUUUUUGUGGAUCCACAUGGGCUGGGUCUGCGUGCCCUUACUUGCACCCAGAUUGACUCCAUUUUGGAACCAGCACAGUGCACCAUUGUUGCGCAACUCUCGAACAAGGAUUUCGAUUCCUAUGUCCUCUCUGAAUCGAGCCUGUUUGUGUACCCUUACAAGAUAAUCCUCAAAACUUGUGGGACUACCAAGCUUCUUCUAUCAAUUCCAAAAAUUCUUGAUCUUGCCAAGGAGCUGUCUCUCACUGUUUUGUCUGCAAAGUACUCAAGAGGGACUUUUAUCUUUCCAAGUGCUCAGCCUUCUCCCCAUCGUAGUUUCCUAGAGGAGGUUGCCAUACUUAAUCAGUUCUUUGGUGGCCUUGCAUCUGGUGGGAAUGCUUAUGUGAUAGGCGAUCCGGCAUCAUCCAAUGGGAAUUGGCACAUAUAUUAUGCUACUGGAAAGCCUGAGCUGCCAAUGGUUACUCUUGAGAUGUGCAUGACUCGCUUAAACUGCAAGAAAGCUUCCAUCUUCUACAAGAAUUCGGUGGAUGGUCACUCUUCAACAGCAAAGGAGAUGACUAAGCUCUCUGGCAUUUCAGAGAUUAUCCCUGAGAUGGAGAUAUGCGACUUUGAAUUUGACCCUUGUGGAUACUCAAUGAAUGGGAUUAAUGGUCUUGCAUUCUCAACAAUUCAUGUGACACCAGAGGAUGGAUUUAGCUAUGCUAGCUACGAAGCCAUGGGGUUUAACCCUGACAGCGUGGUAUAUGGGGACUUGAUCAAGAGGGUUCUUCGUUGCUUUGAUCCCUCUGAGUUUUCUGUGGCAGUCACAAUCUUUGGUGGACGUAGGCAAGCUGGCACUUGGGGAAAGAAGGUUGAUGUCCAUGGCUACUCUUGCAAGGAUUUGGUGGAGCUGGAGCUUGCUGGUGGUGGGCUGUUGAUGUAUCAAAGCUUUUCUACUUCCAGGCUGAAGGCAGUUUCACCAAGGUCUGUCCUACGUUGCAGGGAUGGUCAAGAUGGAGGAGGAGAAGGCUGGGAGAGGGAAGAAGUUUGGCUUUCGAGACUAUAAUCUGUGAUUCUAGUGGUGUUUGCUCUGUUUGGCUUAGAAGCGGCAUACAAACCAAGUUAUUAUUAGACAUCUGUCCUCUUGGUACUGUGAAUUUUAAUUUGGUCUUUGUGUGUUGUUUGAACUAUGGUCUUCAGUCUGUAGGUAAAAUAAAAAGCUUUGUGGCUUGAUGCAUGCCACUAGACCCUUAAAAUGUGUCUUAGUGUUUCAGGGAAGAUUAGUAUUUUGUGUGUUAAUGUUUGAACUUAUAAUUUAGUAUUUUGGAAUAAAUUGCUUUGUGGCAUGGUGUUUUCUGCCACAAUAAGCAGAGGAGA
Molecule: messenger RNA, 1885 nt
Organism: Elaeis guineensis (African oil palm)
Lineage: Eukaryota; Viridiplantae; Streptophyta; Magnoliopsida; Arecales; Arecaceae
Source: RefSeq, a predicted model, not a curated record